Molecule: messenger RNA, 1770 nt
Organism: Puccinia graminis f. sp. tritici CRL 75-36-700-3
Lineage: Eukaryota; Fungi; Basidiomycota; Pucciniomycetes; Pucciniales; Pucciniaceae
Exons: 8
Coding region: 52-1770 (572 amino acids)
Source: RefSeq, a predicted model, not a curated record
ACCACUUCGACCCAAAAACCACGACCACAGCAACCAAUUAACAGAAAACUGAUGGAAAACAACAGCCGACGAACUCAACCGAGCUCAUUACCAUUCUUGAUCCUCAUCGGACUACUCUUCUACUUCUUCUCAAACUCAACCAACUCAAACAACCAAUCCCAAUCGAAGAGACAACUAGAACGAAGACUCGAACAACGAAACCAUGAGCUCAUCGGACUAAAACAAUACUACAACACCAACAACACUAGCACACUCCCGAUCACCCCUCAACUGAGCUACCAUCCCAAUCGAACAUUCGGAUCCCAGAGCCUAACCAAUGCACAGCGAUUCAUUCAACAGUGGUACCAACAACUAAGCGACCGAUCGAAUAUCGAAACUCAAGCCAUAUACUGGAAGAAUAUCUCAGGCCAUAUCAAGGGACACUGGAGAUGGAGGAAGGAGAGUCUAGAAUGGUGGCCAGAAUCAGCCAACAAGAGCUCUCCUGCAACAAACUCAUCAGCAUCAUCUCCUCUCGAUUCAUUCGAGACUCGCCGGGGUAACUUCCCCUGGACCCCACCCAAAAACACACUCAAUCAAUCCAUCACCAACAAAUGGACCUAUCCAUCCGCUCAAAAGAUCGACUUCAACCUCCGUGAAUCCUCACCCGAACUCAUCCGAGCAAAUACUUCCAUGGUCAGAGGGUCGAUGUAUAUCUCGUCCGGUGACUCUAAGGAUAUCAUGCUCGAAAUAGAGGGAAUCCACUUACAGAACGAGGGAAAGUUUUAUCUACGAGCCUAUCCGAGUCGAAUGUAUCUAGACACCCGAAUCCACCUCUCAUCAGCUAUCGACAUCCCAAACAAAUACCUCGUCGAUCACCCACAUCUCAAUCAAUCCUCACCCAACCCUUAUCCGCCAUCCCCUCAACAACUCCAGAUCACUCAAGCUAUCAUCGCCGAUUACGAACAUCGGAUCGAAAAGAUCAAGAAAAUCUUGAAGAAGGGCGACUUGCCUCGCGAAAAUGAUGAGAGAGACGGAUUUGAGCAUGAUGUAGCCAACUGUACUUUCUUGAUCUAUGGAGGCUUGACCCCAUUAUCGACGACAACGACGCAAACGGCAGAAAGCUUAAUGGAGUAUGAACGAUCAUUGGUGGAGCCCACAGGGGCAUCCCUGACCGUCCCUUCGCCCGGCCAUCCGAUCUUACAGACCUUGAUGGUCUCGCCCAACUGCGGCCUAGUCCUCGAAUCCGGAGAGAUGUCCGUCCUCCUCGGCCCCUCCUUUUGGUCCAAAACUAGGAACUACGGCUGGGUUGCUGGCCUCGUCUUGGGCCUUCAAUGUUGGCUGCUCGUUUGGCAAAUGGACAGUCGUCAGAGUCCUUCGAGUUUAUCAAGGAUGUCAUACUUCUCAUUAGUGGCCCAAAUCAUUAUGGAUGCUUGGACGUUUUCGAGUCAUCUGACAUUAGCAGUCGUGACGAACAACAGCUCGACGGAGACACUACUGGUGCCGGCAUUCUUUGCCUGUCUGAAUGCGAUCCUGUUCGGGAUGCGAUACGGCGCCCUGAUCCGGAUCCACGAGCCCUCCCCCACCGCCGAUCCCGCCAAUCGCUCGCAGGCUCCAGUGGAAGACUCCCACAUCGGCCGCGACACUGACUACGUACAGCUCUCCCUCCGCGUCAAUCACGCUUCCGAAGCCUGCUCAACUCCCUCAAGAGUUUACUUGCACAUCGUCCACUUGUUGGCAACCACUAGUGCUCUCGAUCCUAUUCUCUUAUUGGAUUCCGCAGAUCGUUCAUAA